Hypoxylon fragiforme is the source of this 303-nucleotide messenger RNA. RefSeq lists its product as uncharacterized. Bases 55 to 270 code for a protein of 71 amino acids. Lineage: Eukaryota; Fungi; Ascomycota; Sordariomycetes; Xylariales; Hypoxylaceae. The transcript is spliced from 2 exons. The record is from RefSeq and is a predicted model, not a curated record.
GUCGUAGUUCUCUUAUGCGCGUAUUUUUUUUUUGUGUACGCCCGUUGCCCACACAUGCCAGUAUUAUGUAUGUAUGUAUGUACAUAUUUGGAUGCGACACUAUGCACAUACAUAGUAGGCGAAAGCAUGAGAUGGUACAAAUCGCCCGAGAGAGACGUAAGAGAACGGCGGGUACCCGCUUCUGAGCGCAUGCAACAGUCACUUUAUGGUAGGCGGGACUCCCGAGGCCGGAAGAGUUCUAUACGGCUACAUCGCCGCGAGGUGAGCUAGCAUCAUACAUAUUGCAUAGGUAGGUAUAUAUGC